Messenger RNA from Macrosteles quadrilineatus (aster leafhopper), 1836 nucleotides. RefSeq lists its product as uncharacterized. The coding region runs from base 1 to 1836 and encodes 611 amino acids. The record is from RefSeq and is a predicted model, not a curated record. The transcript has a single exon. NCBI's taxonomy places the organism in Eukaryota, Metazoa, Arthropoda, Insecta, Hemiptera, Cicadellidae.
AUGACUCACAUGCAGAACUAUGUUGACCUAGGUCAUAUGUGUUUGGCCCCUGCGCCCUCUCCAUACAUUCUUACUCAUCACGGUGUCGUUAAAGAAUCUUCUACAUCCUCCCCACUUCGUGUUGUGUUCAACGCUUCUGAAUUAAGUGACACAAAUCAGUCUCUUAAUAAAUCACUGUUAACUGGACCUAAGCUUCAAGCUGAUAUCGGAACUAUUAUCACAAACUUCAGAUUGCACCAGAUUGCUAUGACUUGUGACUUCAAACAAAUGUAUCGAGCUAUUCGUAUAACACCGGCUGAUUGUAAAUAUCAACAUUUGUUUUGGCGCUCUGACCUCACGGGCCCUGUACAGGAAUGGGAAUUACAAAGACUAACCUUUGGUCUCUCGUGCAGUCCUUAUAUUGCACAACGAACUUUGAAGCAACUAGUGCUUGAUGAAGGCGCUAAGUACCCAAAUGCGGCUGAUAUUCUAAGCUCCUCUUGUUAUAUUGACGAUCUUGUUUUUGGCGCUCCAACCGAGACUUCAGCUCUUAAGCUUUAUGAUGAAAUCACACAACUAUGCUCAUCAGGUGGUUUCGAACUUCAUAAAUGGUCAAGUUCAAGUAGCUCCGUCCUCACCACAAUCCCCGCCGACCGUCGAGAAACACCCCAUCCGUUAGGAUCUUCACACUCGAUUAAAGUACUAGGACUUGAAUGGGACCCAACUACUGACUGUUUCCGCUACUCUAUUUCACCUGUCAACAGUACACCAACCAAACGCAAUGUAUUGUCUCAAGUUGCUCGAGUUUACGAUGUAAACGGCUUUAUUAGACCAAUUAUUUUCACCUUAAAACAUCUACUUCAACAGAUUUGGAUUGAAAAACUCAACUGGGACGACCCUCUCCCUCAAUCUCUCCAAAAUGUUUGGGAUAAAUUCAUCAAAGAACUACCCCUUAUGACACAGUUCCAAAUACCUCGCUACAUUCUCAGUAACUACUUAACCGCUAAGCUGAUUGGUUUCUCUGAUGCUUCCAAAAUAGGCAUGUGCGCCUCCUUGUAUCUGCGUAUUGAAUGUGAAGAUAAGAGUGUAGAGUGCAACCUCCUGCAAUCCAAAACUAAAGUCACUCCUCUGAAAACACUUACGAUCCCUCGUUUAGAAUUGUGUGCCGCUCUUCUCCUCUCUCAGUUAGUAAAAGCGAACCAACCGCUCAUUAACAAACUGCAAAUAUCAGACAUCUUUCUAUUCACAGACUCCAUGAAUGUGCUUGGUUGGUUAAAUACACCACCACACCUCCUAGAAACCUUUGUCUCAACCCGUGUCUGUAAAAUAACAGAAAUCACCUCUGUUGAUGUUUGGCGUCAUAUAUCAGGAGAUGAAAACCCUUCUGACUGUGGCACUAGAGGUUUAAUGCCGAAUAGUCUGUUGAGUCACCAUCUUUGGUGGCAUGGACCCUCUUUUAUCCACAAUGAUAUCUCAUCUUGGACUCUACCGCCUUCAAACUUUCCUUCGGAUGUUAUUGAGCCUCAACAAACUCCCACGAAGAACACCUUAACAACUAACACUGUUCCGCAAAACGAUCUUUAUCAAUGGAUGAAUAGGUUUUCAACACUAAUUAAACUUCAAAACACCAUGAGCUAUGUACUGAGAUUUAUCCAUAACUCACGAUCUAUUCAAUGUGAUAAACGCUCUGGCUCGUUAUCAGUUUCGGAACGAGAUGCCGCUCUGGAAUGUUGUAUAAAAUUAGUACAAGCUCGGCACUAUUCUGAAGAAAUAAAAGCUCUAAAACUAUCCAAGCCUUGUUCUUCAUCACUAAGAAAACUUUCUCCAUUUCUAUCCUCGGACACCCUGGUAGGAUAA